Messenger RNA from Plasmopara halstedii, 246 nucleotides. RefSeq lists its product as uncharacterized. The transcript has 3 exons. The coding region runs from base 1 to 246 and encodes 81 amino acids. NCBI's taxonomy places the organism in Eukaryota, Oomycota, Peronosporomycetes, Peronosporales, Peronosporaceae. The record is from RefSeq and is a predicted model, not a curated record.
AUGAAGUGGAAGAUACAGACGGAAUUUCCCUCUUUCCCUUCAUUGACACCAACAAACUUCGGCGAAGACGACCCAGAGCUGAUAGUGUUUGCUCCAUUAACAAAAUCUGCCAACAUUAAGGCCAUAUCUUGGGGUGCACUGGCGACGGCACUCACCUUAAAGAAGUUAAAAUUUUCACAAAUCAAGACGAUAUUGACUUUACUAAUGCAAAGAGCUGCUGGCGCAGCAGAAAUUAGGUCUGGUUGA